Messenger RNA from Diachasmimorpha longicaudata, 1282 nucleotides. Its product is annotated as WD repeat domain-containing protein 83. Lineage: Eukaryota; Metazoa; Arthropoda; Insecta; Hymenoptera; Braconidae. The record is from RefSeq and is a predicted model, not a curated record. The coding region runs from base 319 to 1224 and encodes 301 amino acids. Gene Ontology annotation, molecular function: protein binding. The transcript has a single exon. Gene Ontology annotation, cellular component: catalytic step 2 spliceosome. Gene Ontology annotation, biological process: mRNA splicing, via spliceosome.
UGAAUCAUCGAUGCUAGGCAGACGUAAACAUGCUUAUUAACCUGCAAAGUCCAAACAUCCCCGAAUGGACUCGGAGGAAUAAACUAAUUAAUCUUCAAAAAUUGGUGUUCAAUUAUAAUAAGACCACAAAUUCACCACCUGGACUCAUCUAUUGAAGAUGUCAUUCUGCUUUUGUGAACACUUACCAGGGAUUAUCAUUUCCCUGACCUGUUUGGGCAAUUCAACGUUGAUAAAUCGAUCAUUAGUUGAGUGUUUAAUUAAUUAAAGAACUUCAAUCAUUCGGUGAAUAAAGAAAAUCUUCCAGAAGAGAAUUCGGAAAUGGAAUUUAAAUUUAUCCAAGAAAUAGACAGCAAACAUGGUGCCGUGCGAGCAGUGAGAUUCUCAGUGGACGGUGCAUACUGUUUGACAUGUGGUUCAGACAGACGUGUGAAGUUGUGGAAUCCGUACAAAAAUGCUUUAUUAAAAACCUACAGUGGUCAUGGGGACGAUGUGCUGGAUGUCUUUGCAGCUUGUGACAGCAGCCAGAUGAUCUCCUGUGGAUUAGAUAAAUCAGUGAUCCUUUGGGACGUAGCCACCGGUUCUCCAGUGAGGAGAUUUCGAGGUCAUGCAGGAGGAGUGACAGCUGUGAGAUUCAACGAGGAGUCCUCCAUGGGGAUAUCCGGCUCUCGCGACAACUCCGUCAUGUGUUGGGAUAUGAGGUCAAGGUCGUACGACCCAGUGCAAACCCUGAACGACGCCAAAGACGCCAUUGCCAGUGUCAGAGUGUCUGACCAUGAGAUUCUGGCGGGUUCAUUCGACUGCAGAAUCAGGAGAUAUGACAUCAGAGUUGGGCAGGCGAUUACUGAUUGCCUUGGGGAGCCUGUGGUCUGCGCCAGCUUCACCAGAGAUGGACAGUGUGUCUUGGCUAGUUGUGCUGAUGGUGUCAUCAGGCUCAUGGAUAAAGACACUGGGGAACUGCUGGGGGAGUUCAAGGGACACUCAGUGAAAGAGCUGUGUCUUGAGUCCAGUGUCGAUUGCUAUGAUACAAAAGUGCUAUCUGGAUCUGCUGAUGGGAGUAUUUGGGUGUGGGAUCUUGCCACGCAGGAGGUUCUGGGGAAACUCAAGGGGGACAGGAUGACAAGGCAUCCAACUGUUUCCCUCAACGUUCAUCCACAGGAGAAUUGCGUUGUGGGAGCUAAUGGGAGCUUCAUUCUCAUGUGGAGUGCCAAGAAAGACGAUUCGUGAGUUUGUAUGGAGUUGAUGAGAUUAAAAAGGUCUUGUGUAAAUAAAAUAAUUUCUUAUG